Molecule: messenger RNA, 2244 nt
Organism: Micropterus salmoides (largemouth bass)
Lineage: Eukaryota; Metazoa; Chordata; Actinopteri; Centrarchiformes; Centrarchidae
Exons: 6
Coding region: 108-800 (230 amino acids)
Biological process (GO): response to bacterium
Source: RefSeq, a predicted model, not a curated record
GAUUAAGAUAAACAGGAAGAAAGAGGGAGAUAGAUGUGAAUGAACAUACCCUGAGCUUACUUUGAUGUGAAACGAAGUUACACUGCAGAGCUGCAAUCAUUCGCACUAUGAUGAACUUCAUCUUGACAACAGCUUUAAUUAUCUGCAGCAUCAGCUGGAUCUCUGUCUCAGUUUCUGAGUCUCAGACUGUGAAGGUCCAGCCUGGUCAAGAAGUCACACUGUCGACUACCAACAUUUCCAGAAAUCAAGCCAUGACAACCUGGUUCAGAGUGGUCAACAGAACCAAGGCCAGCUGUAUCUCCAUUAUGACCAAGGCUGACAGCGAUCCUAAAUACUGUGAUGGAGUAGAAAACGGAACAUUUGAAAUGAGCUCCAACACCUCCACUGUCUUUCUCAAAAUUAAGACAGUGGAUUUUUCUGACUCUGGGCUGUAUUUGUGUGGAUUUUUCAUAGAGGGACAGACAAUUUUAAGUGUGAUACAUUUAAAUGUUGAAGGCAGUGAUGAAUCUCAUGAUGAUGCUGACAGAAAGUCUACAACAGAGAGUGAUAGAAUAGCAAACCUGAUGAGUGGGAUCCUGGGCGGCCUGACUGUUUUCCUCAUAAUGGUCAUCAUCUGUCUGGUUGUUAAAAACAGGAAACUUCAAAAAGCUGCCAACAAAGAACAGAAUCCACAACAGCGUGAGAAUCUGGACUCUGAUGACCUGAAAGCACUGAGUUUGUAUUCAACAACAAUAAGAAACAGGAGGCCUGCAUCAGAGAGAGAAGUGGAAACUCAUGUUGUUUAUGCUGCCAGCAGAUAGAAUAAUGCUAUUAAUCAUAUUCAUCAAUUGCUGUUAUGUUAUGUGUGUGUGUGUGUGUGUGUGGGGGGGGGUUACCAUCUUCUUAAAUGUACAAAUAAUCAAAUUAAUCAACGUGAUCUUUUAGUCUCAUGAAUCUCUCACUCUCUGUCUUUCUAACUCUAGAGAGACUGUCCACAAAGACAAUAGAUAGAUGGAGGUCUGCAGAUGGAGGAGUGAGAGAGGCACGCAUCAUUUGUUUAACAGGAAGAGACAGCAGAGUGGUCUGAGCACAGCUGAGGUGAAAAUCAUGAGGUCACACAUCUGAAUCUGAAUCAAGUCGGACAUGAAGCAGUGAAUACUGGCUGACUUUCCUCUGUCAAGUAGAUGUGGUGGGGAAAGAUUCCCCAGGUGCAGGUUAAGGUGUGGUGGUGUUGAAUGCAGCCUUGACUUAACUCCUCCCCUGGCCAACCUCCUUAUUAGGCUUAGGCUAUAUAAGACACCUGUGUUCCCUUUCUCUCUCUCUGCUUCUUGAUCUGUCCCUGCUGUGGUUGUGGCCCAGUUAUGUGAAAGGAAUAGUUUCAUGCACAUCUAUUUUCCCUUAACAGUUUAUGUUGCUUACCUGCACUUUGACCUGUUAGGAACCUCCUUUUCUCCUGCCCUGUGACUGUUGAUUGUUGUAUCUUCAUGACCCAUCUCAGAGGUGGCGAGUAGAUACGUAAAUGUGUUUUAAUGCAGUAAGGCUGAGCCUGGCUAAUUGUUUCCUUCAGUUUUCCAGGUUCCUCCUUGUUUUAGACCACUGCUGUUUCACCUUAUUUAGUUUCCUGUUUGUUUUGUUUAUUUUGUCUUCAGUUUAUAUUUUGAACAGGGUGCCAUUUUGUUGGGAGGCUAGGCACCUUUUGCGUGGGGGCUCUAUAUACAGACUGCACCAUUUUUGCUGUGAAUAAUGCUUUGAGGUUUGUAGUGCUGCACCUAAGGUGGGUAGUGGUAGCACUCCUGGGCACUCCUCAGCGUAGUCUGCCUCUCCACAAGUGACCUCUACUUAGCUUUGGUUAGUUAUUUUGGGUUUGGAUUUAUAUUCUUUAUUUGAACUUAGAAAUAUUUAACUAACUAUUGUAAUAAAGUUGUUUUAUCUGCCAUUUUAUAAUUUUUAUUGCUGGUUCACUUUUCCUUUCAGCAGUUCCAGUCCCUGAUUGUUUCCUUGCUGAUUAAAAUUAUAUAUUGGUAUAUUUUGUCUCUGUCUCAUAACUUUUUGUGCCUUUUUCCUCUAUUACCUUCAAUUAAUUGAGGGUUAAAUAGUCUUUCCUGGGGUGCAAUUCCCUAGGUGGUGUUGUUGGCUUUCAUUCACCCCCCCCCUUCCUGGUCCGCUGUUCCACAUAGACAAAGUGAUCAGGUUCUAUAUUUGUACAGAGUUUUGGGAAAGUAGAAAUUUACACUGUGAUGUCAAAAUGUUACAUGUCUGAAUAAA